Ilex paraguariensis (yerba mate) is the source of this 561-nucleotide messenger RNA. The record is from the annotation of a GenBank genome assembly. Lineage: Eukaryota; Viridiplantae; Streptophyta; Magnoliopsida; Aquifoliales; Aquifoliaceae.
AUGUCAGAUGGACAGACCAUUUCUUUUCGGCUAAUACGGCAUUUGAGGGUUUUUCCGUUGAGCAAUGCCGAAAAAUCUGAUCGACUAAAGACAUCUUUCGCUGAAACCUUAACACGAUUCUACCCACUUGCAGGAAGACUUAUAAACAACAUUGCCAUAGAUUGCAAUGACGAGGGUAUCAUGUAUUUGGAAGCCUGGGCCAAGUGUCAACUCUCCCAAGUUAUCCAAAACCCAAACCCUGGUGAAUUCAACAAAUUUUUGCCUCGAGAAGUUGAUGAUGUUGAUGAUACACUAUUGGCUAUCCAGGUCAACUUUUUUAACUGCGGUGGAAUGGCCGUGGGGUUUGAAUCGGCUAAGCUCUUCCCACCUAGGAACCUAUUUGGGUAUGAAACAAGCAUCGGGAUACCAAAGGACAAGCUUGUGAUGAAGAGAUUUGUGUUAAAUCACUCUAUGGUAGCUGCUCUCAGAUAUAAAUACACUACCCGCCCAUCGAUGAAGACUGUUCAAUACGUCCAACACGCAUUGAGGCAUUAUCAGCUUUCAUAUGGAACAGAUUUGUAG